Phacochoerus africanus (Common warthog) is the source of this 1011-nucleotide messenger RNA. RefSeq names its product olfactory receptor 52B6. Gene Ontology annotation, cellular component: membrane. Gene Ontology annotation, molecular function: olfactory receptor activity; G protein-coupled receptor activity. The coding region runs from base 1 to 1011 and encodes 336 amino acids. NCBI's taxonomy places the organism in Eukaryota, Metazoa, Chordata, Mammalia, Artiodactyla, Suidae. The transcript has a single exon. Gene Ontology annotation, biological process: G protein-coupled receptor signaling pathway. The record is from RefSeq and is a predicted model, not a curated record.
AUGCCCCAGGGGAGGGCUCUGCAGAGCACCAUGGCCCUUUUCUCUGCUAACAACGUAGCUGCUGUGAACGACUCUGAUACUCGCAGGGCCGGAUGCUUCCUUACCGGCAUCCCAGGGCUGGAGCACCUUCAGAUCUGGCUCUCCAUUCCCUUCUGCUCCAUGUACGUAGCUGCCCUGGCAGGCAACGGCGUCUUGAUCUGUGUCAUCGUCUCCCAGCCACGCCUGCAUGGGCCCAUGUACGUCUUUCUGUCCAUGUUGGCCAGUGCCGACGUCCUGCUGUCCACAGCCACCAUGCCCAAAGCCCUGGCCACCUUCUGGCUCGGUUCGAGCCACAUCUCCUUUGAUGGCUGCCUCACCCAGAUGUUCUUCAUCCACUUCCUCUUCGUGGCUGACUCGGCAGUGCUCCUGGCCAUGGCCUUCGACCGCUACGUGGCCAUCUGCUCCCCUCUGCGAUACACCGCCAUCCUCACCAGCACGGUCAUUGGGAAGGUCGCCACUGCCACGCUGGCCCGCAGCUUCAUCAUCAUGUUUCCAUCCAUCUUUCUCCUCAAGCGCCUGCACUACUGCCGGGUCAACGUCAUAGCCCACACGUUUUGUGAGCACAUGGGCAUCGCCCGUCUGUCCUGUUCCGACAUCUCCGUCAACGUCUGGUAUGGGCUGGCCGCUGCCCUGCUCUCCACAGGCCUGGACGUCAUCCUUGUCGCCGUCUCCUACAUGCACAUCCUCCGAGCUGUCUUCCACCUCCCUUCUCGGGAUGCCCGGUGCAAGGCCCUGAGCACGUGCGGCUCCCAUGUCUGUGUCAUCCUCCUCUUCUACACCCCCGCCCUCUUUUCUGUCUUUGCCUAUAGGUUUGGCGGGAGACGCAUCCCACGCUAUGUCCACAUCCUUCUGGCCAACCUCUACGUGGUCCUUCCGCCUGUGCUCAAUCCCAUUAUUUACGGAGUGAGGACCAAGCAGAUUUUGGAAGGGGCGAAACAGAUGUUUUCAAAGCUUGCCAAAGGCUCUAAAUAA